CCGGAAGUCUAAACAGAUUGACUUUCGACCACGAAGAACAGUUAUUUAGCCUUUAUUUCUUUACCAAAUAUAUAUUUUACGACUCUUAGCCAUGCAAACGUGGAGCCUCGUGUCUAUUUGUAUUUUGCUUGGAGUUGUUGUGAGAUGGGGCGUUUCGUUAAAUUCUUAUUCAGGGGCGGGGAAACCACCCAUGUUUGGGGACUAUGAAGCUCAAAGACACUGGCAAGAAGUAACCUACAAUCUCCCUGUUCACGAAUGGUACUUCAACACCACAGACAAUGACUUGAACUACUGGGGUCUUGACUACCCUCCUCUGACAGCCUACCACAGCUUAAUAUGUGCAUAUAUAGCCAAGGUGAUAAACCCUGAGUGGGUGGAGCUCCACAAGUCCAGAGGUUAUGAAAGUCCAGCACAUAAGUUAUUCAUGCGAUCAACAGUUCUUGUAGCAGACUUGCUGAUAUACAUCCCUGCUGUGGUUUUAUACUGUUUAUAUCUAUGUGAUGGAUCCUCUAAGAAAAAGGCAUGUAUUCUCCUCUGCUUCUUGCUUUACCCUGGGCUGAUUCUCAUUGAUUAUGGGCAUUUCCAGUACAAUGGAGUGACUGGGUUGGCUCUGUGGGCCGUUGUUGCUCUCGGUCUGGGCUGGGAUGCUUUGGGCUCCAUGGCUUUCUGCCUGGCUCUCAACUACAAACAGAUGGAGCUGUAUCAUGCACUGCCCUUCUUCUUCUACCUACUGGGGAAAUGUGUCAAACUGGGCCUGAUGGGACGGGGGCUUUUCCUGCUGUUGAAAAUCGCUGCAACAGUGUUGGCGACUUUCGCUCUGUGCUGGCUGCCCUUCCUGUCCGACGCCAGCCAGGCCUUGCAGGUGGUCAGGAGGAUCUUUCCCGUGGCUCGUGGUCUGUUCGAGGAUAAAGUGGCCAACACAUGGUGCAGCUUGAACAUCCUGAUAAAGAUCAGGACCGUUCUGUCCGGUGACUCCCAGCUCUACCUCAGUUUUGCCUGCACACUCCUGGCAGUUUUACCUACCUCCAUCCGACUCCUGACGAAACCCACCUUUUGGCAGUUUAAACUGGCCCUGGUGAAUUCAUCUCUGGCAUUUUUCCUUUUCUCCUAUCAAGUCCAUGAGAAAUCCAUCCUCUUGGCCUCAUUGCCAGUCUGCCUCCUGUUCAACGACCUUCCAUUAAUAGUUAUUUGGUUCCUGCAGGCCUCAACAUUCAGCAUGCUACCUCUGCUUCUGAAGGACGGGCUGGUGAUGCCCUACGUUGUGACCUCACUGGCCUUCCUCUUCUUCAGCACGUAUCUGCUGUCUGCACUGCAGCGCUGUUCAGAGGAGGAGCUCAGAAUGGGAGCCUACAAGAAGCUCUUUUUCUUUCUACCCAAACUGGACCUGGCUUUCACUGUGAGAUGGAAGUUCUACGUCUGUACUGCAGGGAUGGCUGGAUUGAGCAUCGUCAGUGUGGCUUUGGCUCCUCCACCACAUUUACCAGACUUGUUUCCUGUGUUGGUGUCUGUUUUUUCUUGCAUGCAUUUUCUGGGGACAUUUGUUUAUUUCAAUGUGGUCCAGUUCAGUGAUACACCCAGCAGAAAGAGCCAGAAGAAGAUCAACUGAACACUGUAGUAGUAGUAAUAGUAGUAGACAAUUUUGAAAUCCGUUUGACCUGGGAAAGCUGGUGUUGUACACUAUGGUCUGUGUGGUUUUAAUGUGGUGGGAAGGGACUGAAUUUGUGUUGUCAUGUGCCACAGUGGUAAUGGUACAAAUGUUUAUGAAGAAGAUGUGUGGGUCGAGAAGAAAUGACUGUAUUAUUGAAUGCAAACUCAGAUCUGUGAUAUGUACUAACAGGAAAUGUUAGUGUUUAUUUGGACCAAAAAAAAAAAACAUACAUGAAAUCUAAAAUAAUCUGGUCGGAUACAAAUUCAAUCAAAUU
Molecule: messenger RNA, 1922 nt
Organism: Sphaeramia orbicularis (orbiculate cardinalfish)
Lineage: Eukaryota; Metazoa; Chordata; Actinopteri; Kurtiformes; Apogonidae
Gene: alg6
Product: ALG6 alpha-1,3-glucosyltransferase
Biological process (GO): protein N-linked glycosylation; dolichol-linked oligosaccharide biosynthetic process
Cellular component (GO): endoplasmic reticulum membrane
Molecular function (GO): dolichyl pyrophosphate Man9GlcNAc2 alpha-1,3-glucosyltransferase activity
Source: RefSeq, a predicted model, not a curated record